Ilex paraguariensis (yerba mate) is the source of this 243-nucleotide messenger RNA. NCBI's taxonomy places the organism in Eukaryota, Viridiplantae, Streptophyta, Magnoliopsida, Aquifoliales, Aquifoliaceae. The record is from the annotation of a GenBank genome assembly.
AUGAGAAAAUUAGGAAAAAAUAAAAGGGGAGAGAAGCCUGAAGAGGCAGAUGUCGAAGAACUCAAAUGGAACUCAGAUGUUGCAGAACUCAGAUGGAGAACUCAGAUGAAGAGGAGAAGAAGACUAACAAAGCUCAGGAGGAGAUCAAUGGCUGAGAAGGAGGUCGAGAUCUGUGGUGUGGCCACUGUUCGAGUUAGAUCUGGAAACAAUGGAGACGAAGAAGAAGGGCUGAAAUCUUUUUGA